This is a messenger RNA of Salvelinus namaycush (lake trout), 1856 nucleotides long. RefSeq lists its product as uncharacterized. NCBI's taxonomy places the organism in Eukaryota, Metazoa, Chordata, Actinopteri, Salmoniformes, Salmonidae. The record is from RefSeq and is a predicted model, not a curated record. The transcript has 9 exons. Bases 114 to 1268 code for a protein of 384 amino acids.
UCGCAAUCGUAAACAAAAGGACAUUUUAUCUCGCAGUUUUUCUACUCCUGGAAAAGUCUCUCCGCACAUAGACCUUUGCGUAAACAGCUGUCAUAAUAUUACAAGGCGAAAACAUGGUGGAUAUACGCACAGCUGUACCGUCAGAGUCCUUAAAUAUAAGAUCAUCCGAUGAUGAACCCUUAAUUACAUUAAUAAACAAGAAGCACCAGCCCAAUGAGACCCAGGGUAAAAAAAGCCGGAAUAUCACUAGACAAGAUUCAGGGUUAGAUGACACUUCAGAUGAUGAACCCUUGACCAAGUUGGAGAGACUUCCCAGACCUAAAAAAGCCACUGUACAAGCGAAGGGGCAAGGGACUACUUAUAUCAAAAGAGGAACAGGUAAUGGCAUCCAGAAGACAAACAACAAGAUCGCAGGUUCAACCCAGGAUGAGCACUCCUAUGACAGCUCAGACGAGGAACCCUUGAUAAAGAUGGUUAAAAAGCUCCCUAAACAGACAUUAUUGCCAUUCAAAAAGAGACCCUUCAACACAGCCAGAGAGGUGAACGAUGUGAAGGGCAGAAAUAACAUCCAGAACACUCAUAACAUAUGCACAGACUCAUCAGGUGACAGCUCCGAUAAUGUGCCACUGAUCAAGAUGGUAGACAAGCUGAAGACACAAACCCGAACAAAGACACUCCCUACAACAGCCAGAAAAACACCCAAAUCCUCCGAUGACAGCUCAGAUGAUGAACCAUUGAUUAAUCUAACCAGGUCUCCAUCUAAAGACACUGUGAGGACAAUACUGAAGAGCUGUGUCGCUAAAGAAUCCAACGGCAACAACUGUAGUCAAAGAAAAGGCAAAACCAGCAGAGAGGAAGAGGGGAAUUCUGAUUCUGAUGACGAGCCCUUAAUUAGCCUAGUUAAAAAGCCUCUUAAAGCUGUAAAGAAGACCACGACACCAGCGAAGAAGAGUGUGCCAGGAAAGACAAACAAAGCAGUCAACAGAUGGAGCACCAACAUUGUUCAAAGCACGAGUGAAGGGUCUUUGGAUGAUAGAUUAGAUGAUGAGCUGUUGAUUAAGAAGAUGGUGAGGAAUCCAUCAAUGAAGACCCUGAUGGUUAUUCUGGAGAGGUGUGAAACUAAAGAAGCCUUGGCAGAUUACUAUAGAGCCAAUGUGGGAAAUGCUGGCGAAAGAAGUGCAGAAGCUAUGGCAGAGAAGAGAAAUCGGUCACAAGACUGCUCUGACGAUGAACCUUUGAUAAAGAUGGUUGGAAACCCAGAGUCAUGAUUAUGGACUAGUAUAGAUACCGGAAUAGUACUUCAUUUUAGGACGACAGCAUUCAGUAACAAACUUGUUGAAGAUGGCACAAUAGUUACUGACACAACCACUUUUUUUCUUGCUUGAGUUGACUGUUUUAUGGUGAAAAGAAAUGUGUGUUGUCUAACUAUUAGGUGAUUUGGGAUAACUAUUUUCAUUUUUUAAUUUGUGUUUUUAUAACUUAUUUAUUUUUGUAUCAUGUUUACCACAUGGAUGCUCGUGGUAGCAUGUUUUAUAGUAUAUUUAUGGCCAUGCAAAAGUUGACUCAUUCAACAAUAGGCCUGAUUAUUUUUAAUUGUUGCCAAUUAUGGGUCUCCAGCUUAAUGAAUUAGAGUACAUUUUUGUGAUUAAUAGGGGGGAGUCAGGUACUCCAUUUAUUUUGACUGGUAUGUACCAUCAAAUAGGGAGCAGUACUAUUCAUUUUCAAACACUGAAACUGUAGAUGUGCUUGUUACAGUCCACGCAUGUAAUGGAUUGCCAUUCAAUUGUGUGAUAUUACAUUAUAAAAAAAUUAUUCAUUAAUUGUUUUCACAAUUUUAAUUAAAGAACAGAAGUUUC